AUAAAUAAAAUCAAAUAAAAUAAAUACCCCUCCCAAAACCACCCUCUUCCUCCUCCUCCUCAUGGGUCGUUGCUGCACAAUAUCCACCAGACGCGAGCCAUGGUUAAAAUUCAGCGUACACAAGUUCUUCUGUUAGCAUAUCAGAGUUUUGGCAUAGUUUUUGGUGACUUAAGCAUUUCCCCCAUUUAUGUUUAUAAAUGCACGUUUUCUGGACGAUUACAUCAUUAUCAAAGUGAGGAUGUCAUAUUUGGGGCAUUUUCGUUGAUCUUUUGGACUUUCACACUUCUUCCAUUGUUUAAGUAUGUCUUUGUCAUGCUGAGUGCUGAUGAUAAUGGCGAAGGAGGAAUUUUUGCUUUGUAUUCUCUCCUCUGUAGACAUGCAAGAUUUGGUUUGCUUCCCAAUCAUCAAGCAGCUGAUGAGGAGCUUUCCACAUAUCAUAACUUGGGCUCAGGCAGACAUAGAAACAUACCACCCUCUCCAUUCAAAAGAUUUCUUCAGAAGCAGAAGAAGACGAGAAUGAGUUUGCUCCUCUUUGUUUUGUUUGGUGCUUCCAUGGUGAUAGUUAAUGGUGUCCUAACACCUGCAAUUUCUGUUUUAUCAUCCAUUGAGGGUCUGAGAGUUCAAGCCCAGAAUUUGCAUGAAAGUAUGGUGGUUGUUAUUGCAUGUGGUGUACUAGUAGGCCUCUUUGUUUUGCAGCACCGUGGCACCCACAGGGUAGCCUUCAUAUUUGCCCCAAUUAUAAUAGUAUGGUUGCUGUCUAUUGCUUCCAUUGGCAUCUACAAUAUCAUUGAGUGGAAUCCAAGAGUUUACCAGGCUCUUUCUCCAUACUACAUUUACAAAUUCUUCAGGAACACAGGAAGAGAUGGUUGGAUUUCUCUUGGAGGAAUACUUCUGUGCAUAACAGGAAGUGAAGCUAUGUUUGAAGAACGUGGUCACUUUUCAGCCGCAUCUAUAAGGGUUGCAUUUUCUUGUGUUACUUACCCUUGCCUUUUGCUUCAAUACAUGGGGCAAGCAGCAUUCCUCUCAAAAAAUUUCUCUUCUGUUCCUAGAAGCUUCUAUGCAUCCAUUCCAGAUCCCUUAUUCUGGCCAGUUUUUGUGAUGUCAACUCUCGCUGCAAUUGUAGCUAGUCAAGCUGUCAUAUCUGCAACAUUCUCAAUUGUUAAACAGUGCCAUGCGUUAGGCUGUUUUCCUCGUGUCAAGGUGGCACCCACAUCUAGAUGGAUCCAAGGGCGAAUCUUCAUCCCAGAAAUAAACUGGAUCCUUAUGGUGUUAAGUCUAGCAGUUACUGUUGGUUUUCAGAACACAACUCUUAUAGGAAAUGCAUACGGGAUUGCUUGCAUGACUGCAACAUUUGCAACAACGUGGUUGAUGUCAUUAGUCAUCUGCUUUGUAUGGCAUAAAAAUCUUAUACUUGCUCUUUUGUUCCUUCUAGUCUUUGGAUCAGUUGAGGUAUUCUAUCUUUCAUCUUCUUAUAUGAAAAUUCCUUGGGGUGGAUGGUUCCCAUUGGGCCUUUCCAUAGUCUUCACAGUUGUUAUGUAUGUCUGGCACUACGGUACCAGGCAGAAGUAUUUGUAUGACUUGCAGAAUAAGGUGCCCAUGAAAUGGAUCCUCACUCUAGGUCCCAGUCUUGGUAUUGGUAGGGCCCCUGGGAUUGGCAUUAUCUACACUGAGCUGGUAACUGGAGUCCCAGUCAUGUUCUCCCAUUUUGUGACCAACUUACCAGCUGUCCACCAGGUGAUCAUCUUCGUCUCUGCCAAGACUGUUUCAGUUCCUUAUGUCCCACACAAAGAGAGAUAUCUUAUUGGCCGGAUUGGGCCUAAAUCUUACAAUCUGUAUCGUUGCAUCAUUCGUUAUGGUUACAAAGAUGUCCAUAAGGAAGGCGAUGAUUUUGAAAACACCCUUGUUAUGAGCAUAGCAGAGUUCAUUCAAUUGGAAGCAGAAGGUUCUGGAACUUCUGAUGGGUUUGUAGAUGGCAGGAUGGCUGUAGUCAGAAAGUCUGAGGGAUUUGGGACAAGACUAGUAACGUCGACUUCGAGAUAUGCUAACUCUGGUGAAAGCAGCAGUUCAAGUUCCACAACUGUGAGUAGCACCAAGUCAGCCACACUGCGGAACCUGCAAUCCACAUAUGAACAGGAAUCGCCUCAGCUGAUCCAGCGGCAGCCAGUCCUGUUUAAAUUGCCUGAUUCAGGUUAUAAGGAUUCACGUGUCGAGAAAGAGCUUUUGGAACUUGUGGAGGCUAAGCAUGCUGGAGUGGCAUAUAUAAUCGGUCACUCACGUGUAAAGGCUAAAAGGAAUUCAUCUUUCUUGAAGAAGUUUGUGGUUGAUGUGCUCUACUCUUUCCUGCGAAAAAAUUGUCGGGCUCCCGCUGUGACCUUGCACAUCCCUCACAUCAGUCUAAUUGAGGUGGGUUUGAACUACCAUGUGUAGUGCAGCAAGCUGAGGGGGAUUUCCAUUAUCAAAAGUUGUGCUGCAUUUUCAGGGUCACAAGCAUUUUACAGUUAUUCAAUGCUAUUUUAGUUCUUGAGGGAUCCCUCUUUUUUCCAAAAAGAAUGCAUUAAAUUUGGAAGAGCGGCGGAAUGCAUUAAAUUUGGAAGAGUGGCACUUUAUGGUCUGACUGAAACAAAGAGGGAAGAUAGAUAGUUGUUGAAUACCAAGUUCAAAUAGAGUGAGUUAAACAUCUUCAUUUUUUUUUUUGCUUGUACUGGGUCUAUCAAAUAUGUUCAUUCUUUUGCAUUAGUAAAGGAGAGUUGUGUACUGAUUGCCCAA
This is a messenger RNA of Malania oleifera, 2766 nucleotides long. RefSeq names its product probable potassium transporter 2. The transcript has 9 exons. The record is from RefSeq and is a predicted model, not a curated record. The coding region runs from base 100 to 2427 and encodes 775 amino acids. NCBI's taxonomy places the organism in Eukaryota, Viridiplantae, Streptophyta, Magnoliopsida, Santalales, Ximeniaceae. Gene Ontology annotation, molecular function: potassium ion transmembrane transporter activity. Gene Ontology annotation, cellular component: membrane. Gene Ontology annotation, biological process: potassium ion transmembrane transport.